AUGGAAAUGUUAAAUCGAGAAGAAAUUUGCAUUAUAGUUGAUUCAAGUACAAACAACAGCAAUUAUAAAAUUUUGAAUUGGUCAUUGGUGAAUUAUGCGGACCAUUUGAUCGGAUACCUUGGUGAUCAUUUAAAAUUGACCGUGGAAAUUGAAGAGAAUAACGCUAAGCAGGAGCUACAAUAUUUUGUGAAGUGUACGCCACUAUACGAUAGUUGGAAAAUUGAAUAUAUGAAAAAAGUGCCUUUCUUUGAAAAGGAAUUUCGCAUGCUGAGUUCUCUUUUUACGCAAUUCAAUCAAGCCGGUGGAUAUAAGAGAUGGUGCCCAAGACCACUGUACAUCAAAGAGAAUUUAUUUGUCUUCGAGGAUUUGGCUGUCCUCGGGUACAAAAUGCCAAAUCAAGAAUUUCUUACAUACAAUGAAACAAUAGCGGUCGCAGAAGCUAUUGCUAAGUUUCACGCACAAUCGUACAUCUAUGAAGAGAAAAAAUCCAAACAACUCGGCCGACCAUACCGAAUAUGGGAGGAUUACAGUGAAUACCUACAGGAACCUACCUUAGGUUCAGACUGGCGAGACACUGGCAGAAAUGCUGUCAUUGAUUAUUUGAAAGUUUUCUCCAAAUACAAGGAUUUACCCAACUUUGAAAGACACGUUGAAACAAUCAUAACAAAACUAUAUGAAGAUGUAUGGACUUUGAUGAAACCAAGUAUUAAGUAUAGGAACGUUGUCCUUCAUAGAGAUAUUUGGAAAAAUAAUAUAUUGCUAAAAACUCUGGCCAACGGUACAGUACAUGCAAUGAUAGUAGAUUAUCAAACAGUACUUUACUGUUCUGGCAUGUUAGAUUUAUCUUCAUUUAUAUAUUUUAACACAAACAAAAAUUUUCGACACAAUUAUUUGAGAAAUGUUCAGGAUCACUAUUAUGAUAUACUAAGUCGAGAACUUAACAAUGUGGGAAUUGAUAUUUCUACAGUGUACUCUGACAAAUCUGUAAUGCUAGAUUCUUACGAGGAAAGCCUAUUGUUUGGUUUAACCCAAAGUGGAAUAAUAGUUCCCAUAUCUGCCAUGGGUCAAAACAAGACGGAAGAGCUGUUUUGCAACCCUGAAACAUCCGCAACUAUCAACACGGUGUCCCGUAGCCAAGAGUUCAUUCAAAUAGCUAGAGAAAAUAGUAAUUAUGAAAACAGAGUUACAGACAUACUGGACGAAAUGUUAGAAAGAUAUGUACCAAAUUUAAAUUUGUUUAAGUAAGCACUUAAGUAAAAUUGUACCUAAUAUAUUGUAACGUCUCGUAAUUUUAGUAAACAUAAAACUAAAAUGGUUUAACACAGUUUGCUUUGCAAACAAUAUUUGUUCGUGUAAAGCCUCGUUCUAAAGCGUUCGACAAGUAAUGUACGAAUGAUGGGGGUCGUAGUAGCCUAAUGGUUUUACCUAUCGCGUGUCAAGCUGGGAUUGUGGAUUUGAGUUCGGGCUCGCACCUCGGAGUUUCUCGGAAUUUUUGUGCAAAAUUUAUUUGAAAUUUACCAUGAGCUUUUCGGUGAAGGAAAACCUGGCGAUGAAACCUGCACG
Molecule: messenger RNA, 1563 nt
Organism: Hyposmocoma kahamanoa
Lineage: Eukaryota; Metazoa; Arthropoda; Insecta; Lepidoptera; Cosmopterigidae
Exons: 2
Coding region: 1-1245 (414 amino acids)
Source: RefSeq, a predicted model, not a curated record